Molecule: messenger RNA, 1572 nt
Organism: Aegilops tauschii subsp. strangulata
Lineage: Eukaryota; Viridiplantae; Streptophyta; Magnoliopsida; Poales; Poaceae
Product: NEP1-interacting protein-like 1
Source: RefSeq, a predicted model, not a curated record
UCAUGUACUGCGAGGGUGCUUGCCGGCCUUGAUGGAUCAUUGGGUGCCUCCUUCUUCUUCUUCCUUCUCCGGCGCGGAUGCGGCUUCUUCGAAUCCUCGCUGCCGCUUCGAUGAGGUGUGGAGAGCAUGCGGGAGGUCCGGCACCGCGGCUGUGGCGGCGGCCUGGUGGGCGCUCGGCGCGCUGCUCACCUUGGUCUUCGCCGUCGUGGGUUCGGUAGUUGGGUUCUUCAUUGGUGCCUGCAUGGGGAUGUCCACCGAAAGCGGCGUGCUCCGGGGCGCCGGUGUGGGAGCACUCUCCGGUGGGGUCUUCUGCACCGAGGCCGUUGAAUCCUGCAUCGAGAUUUGGAGAUCCAGUGAAUCUGGAAAAUAUAGCAUUCUCUUUGUGCUUGACAUCAUCUCUAGCCUCUUCAGUGGACGAAUUGUUUGCGAGAUGGUCAGCCCGGCACUGCAACAUGCAGUGCAAAGCCAGAUGAGUUCACUGAGUACACCAUUCAUCGACAACAGUGACCUUUUCGAGACCGGCGGUACGGAUGGCAUGUCAAGAGAUCUGAUCAACAAGAUCCCGGCGAUCAGGUUCAGAGCCGCAACUGGUUCUGAUCAGGAAACUGAUGAGAGCUGCUGCUGUUCAGUGUGCCUUCAGGAUUUCGGAUCGUGCCAAUUUGUGAGAGUUUUGCCUCAGUGCCAGCACAUUUUCCAUGUGCCAUGCAUCGACAACUGGCUUCAGAGAAACGCGUCCUGCCCACUGUGCAGGUGUGGUGUUCAUAUAGUAGACCAUAUGCAUAUGUAAACAAAUUGGCUGUGCACCUGGUGUAUUUUCAUAUAGUCAAAUACCCGUACGUGCUUGAUGUGUGUGAGAAAAAUCUGACAUGAAAUGACAAGAACCUUCUUCAUGAUGCGUCUUGAGGAAAAUCCGAGGCUGCUAGUAACGGCUGGCAUUUCCUUUUAUUGGGAGCAGACGGAACCUCUCCAUCAGCAUGCUGUUUAGAGAGCGAGACGUGACGUGCCUACUCGCAGAAGGUACAAUGCGACAGACAAAUUGAUUGAUACAACCAUCAAGGAGGUUUUAAUAACCAUGUUUUAUGGCUAUGUACUGAUGGAGAGGUGAUCCAACGUCGUUGCUUUGUGUAUUUCACCAUAAAUCCUCUAAUUUCACUAUCAAUAUGGGUUACUUGUGAGACCCGGCUAGAAGGUCUGAUAUAUACAAUUGUAUUCUCAGUUAUCUCUCCUACUUAAAAUCCUUUGGACUUGAAAUUCACCUUUUAGACUAUCAGGAGGGCAAGAGCCCCCUGGUUCCAUUGCAUUAACGAAAGGGGUGCGCUAGAUGCCAGUCGGUUGUACGGAUAAAAGAACAGCCACCCUCUCUAUCGUCCGAUUCAUCCUCAUAUAUGCUUUCCUAGGCUCCCAGCCGUCUGACAAGUCAAAACAAAAAAGCACUCUUCAUCUCAUCACUAGCACGCUUCUUCCCCGCCGUGACCGAUCACCCUGGGCGUUCGGGUAUUUCGAUUCGGGUACUUCGGUUUAUGGGUAAUUCUGAUACUCAAAAAUAGGAAACAAAAAUUUUCUGCCAAAAAA